CGCCGCUCGCCGCCGCCUCCGCGCGCCCGGGGGCCCCGGCGCCCCCCGAGCGAGGGCGGCCCGCCCGCAGCUCGCCGUUUGACAGAUGCUCAUCGCCAUGGAGUUGCCGCAGCAGCACCUUUGGGGGCUCAGGCGAGCGACCGGAGCCGGGAUCUGAGCGAGCGUCGGGGCCAGCGGAGCCGGAGCCGCCGGGACAUGGUUGCAGAUCUGAUCUCUUCUGAACACCUCACCGUGUCUGCAUCCCUGGGACUGUGAAUCCAGCAGCUGGACCACUUUGUCCUUGGAAUUUUGGGUAUCCUCUCUUCUCACCUUUCCCUUUUCCCGUUUUCCCUUCCCCCUCCUGAGAACUCCUGAAGACUGUAGGAUUGUCAUGGAGUCCAGGGAAAUCUUAAGCAGCUCCCGGCAAAGAGGGAGUGAGUCGGAAUUCCUGCCGGUCUCUUCAGCCAAGCCCCCCACUGCUCCUGGCUGUGCAGGAGAACCUUUGCUCUCUGCUCCAGGAACUGGGAAGGGGAUCCCAGUGGGCGGAGAGCGCAUGGAGCCAGAGGAGGAGGAUGAACUGGCCUCAGGACGGGAUGUGGAUUCCAACUCCAAUGCAGACAGUGAGAAAUGGGUGGCAGGAGACGGCCUGGAAGAACAGGAGUUCUCUAUCAAGGAGGCAAACUUCACAGAGGGGAGUCUGAAGCUGAAGAUUCAGACUACAAAGCGGGCUAAGAAACCCCCAAAGAACCUGGAGAACUAUAUAUGCCCACCUGAGAUCAAGAUCACCAUCAAGCAGUCUGGGGACCAGAAGGUGUCCCGCGCUGGGAAAAAUAGCAAAGCCACAAAGGAGGAGGAAAGAAGUCACUCCAAAAAGAAGCUCCUCACAGCCAGUGACCUUGCAGCCAGCGACCUCAAAGGAUUUCAGCCACAGGCUUACGAGCGGCCGCAGAAACACUCAGCUCUCCAUUAUGACCCAGGCCUCCCGCAGGACUUCACCGGUGACACCUUAAAACCAAAGCACCAGCAAAAAAGCAGCAGCCAGAACCACAUGGACUGGUCCACCAACUCUGACAGUGGACCUGCCACUCAGAAUUGCUUCAUCAGUCCAGAGUCUGGCAGAGAAACUGCAAGCACCAGCAAGAUCCCAGCUCUUGAGCCCGUGGCUUCCUUUGCAAAGGCCCAGGGUAAGAAGGGCAGUGCAGGGAGCACAUGGAGUCAGUUGUCCAACAGCAGCAAAGAUCUGCUCUUGGGAGGUGUGGUUCCAUCCCCAAGCAACCACAGCUCACCAGCCCCACCCAGCAGCUCUGCUGAGUGCAAUGGGCUUCAGCCUUUGGUAGAUCAAGAUGGAGGAGGUGCGAAGGAGCCCCCAGAACCACCUACUAUAGGCAGCAAGAAAAAGUCCAAUAAAAAAGAUGUGAUGAGUCAAACCAUACCAAACCCAGACCUGGACUGGGUCAAGAAUGCCCAGAAAGCAUUUGACAAUACAGAAGGGAAAAGGGAAGGCUACUCUGCAGAUAAUGCCCAAGAGGCAUCACCAGCCAGGCAGAAUGUGAGUUCUGUCAGUAAUCCUGAAAAUGACUCAAGUCAUGUCCGGAUUACUAUCCCUAUCAAGGCACCCUGUCUAGAUCCAACUAACCAUAAGAGGAAAAAGAGACAGUCCAUCAAAGCAGUGGUGGAAAAGAUUAUGCCAGAGAAAGCCCUGGCUUCUGGAAUCACUAUGAGCAGUGAAGUAGUUAAUAGGAUACUUUCCAACGCUGAGGGAAAUAAGAAAGAUCCCCGGGUCCCAAAGUUGGGUAAAAUGAUAGAGAAUGAGUCCCCUUCAGUUGGCCUUGAAACUGGUGGAAAUGCUGAGAAAGUUGUCCCAGGAGGUGUGUCUAAACAGCGGAAGCCACCCAUGGUCAUGACGCCUCCAACAUGCACAGAUCACUCUCCAUCAAGAAAGCUGCCAGAAUUCCAACAUCCAAAAUUCGCUGCAAAACGGAGGUGGACGUGCAGCAAACCAAAACCCACUAGUAUGCUUCGAGAGGCAGUCCUGGCCACCUCCGAUAAACUGAUGGUGGAGCCACCGUCUGCUUAUCCCAUCACCCCAUCCAGCCCUCUGUACACCAACACAGACAGUCUUACUGUGAUCACACCAGUCAAAAAGAAGCGGGGACGACCAAAGAAGCAGCCUUUGCUCACGGUUGAGACGAUUCAUGAGGGGACUUCCACCAGUCCAGUCAGUCCCAUCAGCCGGGAGUUUCCUGGCACCAAGAAAAGAAAGAGACGACGCAGUUUAGCUAAGUUGGCCCAGCUAGUGCCAGGAGAGGACAAACCCAUAAGCGAGAUGAAAUUUCACAAAAAAGUUGGAAAGCUUGGGGUGUUGGAUAAGAAGACCAUCAAAACUAUCAAUAAGAUGAAAACACUCAAGAGGAAAAAUAUCUUGAACCAGAUCUUGUCCUGCUCCAGCAACAUUGCUCUGAAGGCUAAAGCUCCCCCAGAGACCAGCCCUGGGGCAGCAGCAAUUGAGAGCAAAUUGGGCAAGCAGAUUAAUGUCAGCAAGAGGGGAACCAUCUACAUUGGCAAGAAGAGGGGCAGGAAGCCAAGAGCAGAGCUGCCACCCCCAUCCGAAGAACCCAAAACAGCCAUCAAGCACCCAAGGCCUGUUUCUAGCCAGCCGGAUGUUCCAGCCGUGCCUUCCAACUUUCAGUCACUUGUGGCAUCUUCACCAGCAGCUAUGCACCCACUUUCAACACAGUUAGGUGGGUCAAAUGGCAACCUGAGCCCCGCCAGCACUGAAACCAAUUUUUCAGAGUUAAAAACUAUGCCAAAUCUCCAGCCCAUCAGUGCUCUUCCAACCAAAACCCAAAAGGGAAUACAUAGUGGAACCUGGAAGCUGUCUCCACCCAGGCUGAUGGCCAACUCACCUUCACACCUUUGCGAGAUUGGGUCACUCAAGGAAAUAACACUGUCCCCUGUGAGCGAGUCGCACAGUGAGGAGACGAUCCCGAGCGACAGUGGCAUUGGGACAGACAACAACAGCACAUCUGACCAAGCGGAGAAGAGUUCAGAAUCCCGACGGAGGUACUCUUUUGAUUUCUGCUCCCUGGACAACCCAGAGGCCAUUCCGUCCGACACCAGCACAAAGAACCGUCAUGGCCACCGGCAGAAGCAUCUUAUCGUGGACAACUUUCUGGCCCAUGAAAGCCUCAAGAAGCCAAAGCACAAGAGGAAACGGAAAAGCCUGCAAAACCAUGAUGAUCUCCAGUUUCUGGCAGACCUGGAAGAGCUCAUCACCAAGUUCCAGGUGUUCAGGAUCUCCCACCGGAGUUACACCUUUUACCAUGAGAAUCCGUAUCCCAGCAUUUUUCGGAUUAAUUUUGAUCACUAUUACCCGGUGCCAUAUAUCCAGUAUGACCCGUUGCUCUAUCUUCGUAGGACUUCAGACUUGAAGUCGAAGAAGAAGCGUGGUAGGCCUGCAAAAACCAAUGACACCAUGACAAAGGUGCCUUUUUUACAAGGGUUCAGCUACCCUAUUCCCAGUGGAAGUUACUAUGCACCCUAUGGAAUGCCUUACACAUCAAUGCCUAUGAUGAACCUUGGUUAUUACAGUCAGUACCCAGCUCCUUUGUACCUAUCGCACACACUCGGAGCAGCUUCCCCAUUCAUGAGGCCAACAGUGCCACCACCUCAGUUCCACACAAGCUCCCACGUGAAGAUGUCUGGUACAGCUAAGCAUAAAGCAAAGCAUGGAGUCCACCUGCAGGGCCCUGUAGGCAUGAGCCUCAGUGACAUGCAGCCAUCCCUGAAUCCUCCCAAGGUGGGCAGUGCCAGUCUGUCCAGCGGUCGGCUCCACAAGAGGAAACACAAACACAAGCAUAAGCACAAGGAAGACCGGAUCCUGGGGACCCACGACAACCUGAGUGGUCUCUUUGCAGGCAAAGCCACAGGCUUCUCCAGCCACAUCCUGAGUGAACGGCUGAGCAGUGUAGACAAGGAGCUCCCGUUGGUGAGUGAGAAAAACAAGCAUAAGGAGAAGCAGAAGCACCAGCACAGUGAAGCCGCCCACAAAGCUUCCAAGAGUAACUUUGAGGUGGACACCCUGUCUACACUGUCACUUUCUGAGGCCCAGCAUUGGACGCAGGCCAAGGACAAAGGUGACUUGAGCAGUGAGCCUGCAGACUCAUGCACAAAAAGAUACUCUGGCAGUGGCAGUGACAGUGGCAGCACAAGACCAGAGAGCCUGGACGUGUUCAGUGAAAUGAACGCUUCAAAUGACAAGUGGGACAGUGACGUGAGUGGGAGUAAAAGGAGGAGCUACGAAGGCUUUGGGACAUACAGGGAAAAGGACAUCCAAGCCUUCAAGAUGAACCGCAAGGAGAGAAGUUCUUACGAUUCCUCCAUGUCUCCAGGAAUGCCAAGUCCCCACUUAAAAGUGGACCAGACGGCAACGCAUGGUAAGAACGAGGGUUCAGCGUCCACCAUGAUGACCAGGAAGAAGCCAGCCACAGUUGACAGUGUUGCAAUUCCACCAACCCCAGUGUUAUCUCUCCUUGCUGCAUCUGCAGCAACAUCGGACACAGGUGGGAAGAAGUCCAAGAAAGGAAGGAGAUCAGCUCAGAACCUGGAGGCAAAGGCCGCCAGCUGCGCCCUGAAGAAGCGAUUCAAGCGGCGUGAGAUCGAAGCCAUCCAGUGCGAGGUGCGGAAGAUGUGCAACUACACCAAGAUUCUGUCCACCAAGAAGAACCUGGACCACGUGAACAAGAUCCUGAAGGCCAAGCGGCUGCAGAGACAAUCAAAGACAGGCAACAACUUCGUCAAGAAGAGGAGAGGGCGUCCCCGAAAGCAGCCUUCCCAGUUCGAUGAGGACUCCAGAGACCAAAUGCCGGUGCUGGAAAAAUGCAUCGACCUUCCCAGCAAAAGGGGUCAGAAGCCGAGCCUGAGCCCGCUUGUCUUGGAGCCCGCCGCCAGCCAAGACACCAUCAUGGCCACCAUCGAAGCGGUCAUCCACAUGGCCCGGGAGGCGCCGCCCCUGCCUCCGCCACCGCCCCCUCCGCUCCCGCCCCCACCGCCGCCGCCGCCACCCCCGCCCCCUCCUCUGCCCAAGACCCCACGAGGAGGCGGAAAGAGGAAACACAAACCUCAGCCUCCUGCUCAGCCCCCGCAGCAGCCUCCCCCGCAGCAGCCCCUUCCCCAGGAAGAGGAGGUGAAGGCCAAAAGGCAGAGGAAGUCCCGAGGGAGUGAGAGCGAUGUCCUUCCCUAGGGUGGGUCCGGGCGCCUGAACCUGGGGCUGGGGGAACUGACACAUUGGAAGUGCAGUGAGCCGGGGUGGGGGCAGAAUCCCCCGCUGCAGGGACACUGAUGCCCUUCUCUCCAGAAGCUGGGCAGGCAGAAUCGGGCCAGAUGAUGGGGUUGAGCCAUCAGUAGCUCUCGGGAAAGCAAAGCAGGGGGACGCCUUCAAAAGAAGUUUGUCUGUGCUUCCCAGCAGUUCCCAACCAAGCGGCACUUCAGUAUGGCUAGAUCCUUUAAGGGCAAGCAGAAGACCCAUCAAGGAGGAGAAAAGCCUGGGGUGCUCUCUGACAGCCACCUGAUCUCCCGCAUCCAAGGUGUGCCCUUGAUUCCACUGCGUUUGCUGGCCAGGAAAAAUGGAAAGGGAAACACCCUCAAUUAGGAAACAUUCCAAGGGGAGAAAAGCUGCAAAUUUCUCAACGGGCUUUGUUGUAAUCCGCUUCCAUUUCAUUGGUUUAUAUUUCUUUUGGUUUUUCAAGCUUGGCUAGGCUUUUGGGCACCAACAUCAUCUUCAGGUGACCUGAAUCUUUCCGUUAACGAUACAGUUUCUCAGAUGGACUCAUGUCAUCAGAAGGUGGAAUUUUAGUGAUAGGCAACCUUAGACAUCCAACUUAUUCGUAUGCCUCCUCCAUCACACAUACGCUGAUACUUAGCAUCCUCUGUUCCUACUUUUCUUUUGUCCAUUGUACUUCCAUGUACCUUUUCAUUAACUUACUUGCUGCCUUCUUUUCCUUGGUACACACCUAAAUAAUGUAAACCUUAUCUGUGUUGUAACGUUCACCUUGGCAUGCUGUCCCAAGGAACUUGGCUUUGAAUCCCAAUCAUUGUGAAACAGAUACUCAGUAUUGAUAGAGCCUUUUUAAUAAGUGAUUUAGAGCAGCCGAGGAUAUGUUGACCCAGGUGUCAACCAGGUUAUUUUUAUACUUACAACGUAUCAGCAGAGAAUAGACAGAAUAAAAUGAUUUUAAUAACCCACAGCAAAUGGAAUAACUGACAAAUCACCGAAAACUGAAACCCAGACCCACCAGAAAGACAAGUGUCUAGCAAUGCCUUGGUAUGUGAUUUUUUUUUUCAUACAGAUAACUGUCAUAGGUCGUUGAAAAAAAGAAAAAAAAACAAUAGAAGUCCAUUAUCUCUUGAUAAUUAUUUCUUAAAAGCAAAUGGGAGUAAGUGUUCUUAUCUGAAAAAAAAAAUGAAAAUGUUUAAAGGGUAUCACCACUCCAAUUGUAUCAAGCCACCUUGGACAAAGUAUCCAAACUGUGGUUGCCUUAAUAAACUAAAACAUUUUUGUACAUAAUGUAAUUAUAAAUCUAUCAGUCUGCAUGGAUGCAAACUGUGUGUGACAAAUCGUCUUUUAAAUGGUCAAUUUCAACUGUACAUUUUUCAUCCAAUUUGUACUCUAGCCAUUGGUUUAGCGUGGACAGAUAUUCCAUUCUCUAUUAUCCAUUUCCACAGCCCAAGCAAACCAUGUUAAGAAGACUCAGAAUGAAUACGAAGUUAUUCCAUUGCCGUAGAUGUUUUCUGAAAGUCAGAUGUGGAAAUUCCAAAUAAACAUUUUCAAUUUCCUCCCUCCCUCCUCCCCUUACCUUUCCCAAGACGUCAAACACCUGGCAUGGUAGAUUAUAAAAAGAGAGACACUGAGAGACAGAAUUAAAUUUUCUAAUGGGGAUUAGAAUAUCUAGUUUACUUCCAAAUUAAGUUUCUUUACAGGAAGCUGGGACCAGCUGGAAAUUGUAUUAUAUCACUUCAGAACACAGCAUUGUAUCCUUAGAGAGAGAUGGAUUUUUGGUGGGAACAUAAGAGAAUAGGGAUGGGAUGUCUAUGGGAGUGAAUUUUAAAAUCCCAAGUUGAUAUGCUUGCAAACAUCACUGCUCUGUCAUGGCACUACCAGUUGGUUGAAAAUACCCACAGAGCACUGUCACCAUGGACUUCACACCAUUUGCUGUCAACUAGGUCAGUCACAUUUAAUCCUAGCAAUAUGUAAGUUUAAAGGAAUGCAUUCUCCUAUACUUUAAAGCUUAUAUCAUAGAUACUCAGUUUGUGACCUAGGUUGACCUUUGGCAUUUCACACAAGUUGAACAGCAAAAUCAAACCAGCCACUUUCAAUUUGUCAUUCCCAAACCAUAUCUGAGUGGUUCCAAAGUCACCCAAGAGGAAGGUUUAAAUUAGCCCUACUCACCCCCUGAGUGCGACCAUUUUCAUUCCGAUUAAGCCAUAAAAAGGGUUCUCGCCUGUUGGACUUUGAAAAUCAUUUCCUUCUUUCUUUUGCCCUUCUUUCUUCCAGUGUUGUCCUGUUUCCCCAACCGAGUCUGUGAGCAGACUAAAUCUUCCUGCAGAGGAGAAUGAGCUGGUACUCUCUAACCUUCUUAAAGAAGGACCCAAAGCUUAAUUGGCAUUAACCUCUAGUAGGUGAGAAAUUUCAAAUAACUUUAGGAUAGAUUAGAAUUUCUAAACAGGAGAGAUACAGCAGAGUUGUAACUUAUACAUAAUUUCAGUUCUACAGUUGUCGUAUGAGUUAAAUGCAAAACCUCUACGUGUGUGACCCUGAGAAUAGAUUGGAAAACUGCAGAGGACCAAAACUGAGACAUGCUAAACAGCUGUUUGAAGAUGAAAGGCAGUCCAGUCAUCUGCACAGCUUCCUCUCUCCCCUACCAGCUCUUCUCUCAGUACCAUAUUACUUUUUUUUGGUUUUGCUUUCCAUUAACCUAACUCAUCUCAUUGGUACGACUGUUUUCUUAUUUUCUAAGUGCCCCGUUUCUCUUAGCCUCUCCUUUUCCAUCCAGGCUCAACAUUGGGCCAGUCUAGCUUCACAUCUGGUUGGUUGCAGAACGAGAAUGAGAAUUUAGCUCUCCUGACCUGGAUUGUGGAGGUCUUUAGCCAGCUAACACUGCCUUCUGUGGCUGCAUUUUUAUUUAAAGAGGAAGUCAUCUGGGAUGGCCAAGACUCCAUAAACAGCUCCACGAAAUAUUUCAUAAUGAGAGAAACCUUUUUUCUUUCUUUCUUUCUUUUCUGGAAUACUUGCCUUCAACAAGCAGGCAUGAACCCCUUUGUAAUAUAGGGAGUCGGAUUAGGGGUGAACAAAGGAUGAAAUCGAGAUAUAAAAGCCUGUUCAAGGGUGAGGAUAGAUCUCUGAUCCACCUUCCCAAGUGGCUGCAGGGCCACUUGCUUUUCAACCCUUUAUCUCAAAUAAGAGGAACAGAAGUUUGACUUCCUCUAAUGGCCUGACUCUGGCUACAACCCAAGGAAGACAGGUCAGUGGAAAGGAGAGCAUGUCAGGGGCUGGUUUGUGACUUGGCAGGACCAGGACUCAACAGCCACUGACAGCCCAGAGUAGGUGACUAAGGGCUGACAGAGGAUUAGCAUGUUAACUUGGCUGCUCUCCGGAGCAGGAGGCCAUGUUCCAUGUUUGAUGGCAGUGAGAAUUUGUGUUCAGCGUGUUGCUGGGUCUAUAAAUAUGAUAAGCAAGUGGUGACAGAAUUAUAGUAUAAGGUGAUGUACUACAUGCAGAUCAUAAAGGAUUUGGUUUUAGGACUUAAGUAGAAAAUCCCCCUCCUACAGCUUAUUACCCAACAAUAUUCAGAUAAUGAGCUUUUGGAGAAUAUUUUUUCCCUACCACUAGGAAGAUUUACCUGGGAACUGUCUAAAGUCUAUACAUAUAUUUCCAAAGCCUUUAAAUGCCAACUGUAGCAUGGAGAGAGGGGGUGGCAGAAGCCGAAAUGCCUCAAAAGCCAUUUAAGUGUUACAUUACAGGAUUUUCAGUCCUUCUCAUUAUGUAAAAGUAGAUAAAUAUAGACAUUAUUCUCAACACUACCCUAUAGUAUCACAAUGGUCCAAAUGCCAGAGCUUACACAUAAUGUCAUCACAGUGCCUAGAAACGCAAACUGUAAUAUACCGUAGCAUUUUCUUGGUGUUUUUUAAAGUUUCUUUCCACAAUACAAGGCUCCCCCUGCCUCUUGUUUCUUGGAGAGUUCACCCCACCGAUGAGUCUUCCUUCCUUGUUGGACUCAGUCACUUGGGGAACAGUCUUUGAAGCACAUAUCAACCAAGGAAGAAACUUCCUGGAUAUCUAUUGCCCAUUUGCCCAGGUAUAAUAAACACUAAAGGGGGGGAAAAUUGAAAAAAGCUGCCGCUGAUCAACACAGAAGGGCAGUUCCAACCUCGGUUGGUGUCUUUCUUUUUCUUCCUUUUUUAAAAAAUCUAUUUCUUAAAUAAUAAUAAAUGCACAUGAUGUGUUAAAUAUGUAUAUAUAUAUUUCAAAAGAAAAAAAUGGGGCACAAGAUUGUCUUACAAGUCGUGCUGGCUAAUUUUUAGUUUGUAUUCAUAAGUGGUUUUUAAAAGCCUUUUUUAAAGUGUAAUUUGCAUGUUCUACUUUGAUUGUAUGUAAACAUAUUUUAGAACAAAAAUGUAUUUGUAUUUUAUUGAAUAUAGAAGCAAGAAAAAUUGUACAUUGUUUGAAAUGUUCUUUUUGUAACAGUUUUUAUUCAUAAAGCAUUUUUGUACAUUUAAAAUGAACAUGGACUUGCUGUUAUUUGAGGCGUAGAUACAUCUGGCAUGCUUUACUGUCAUGCUCCUCCAUGGUCUUAGAUGUUGGGUUUUAAACAUUUUUUCUAAAAGAAAGCUCAGUCUUUUUCGCUACCAGAUCAGGUUAGCACAGUAUAGAGCACUUAACUAUUAAAAAAAAAAAAGUUAAUCCUAUUCAUAUGUUAUUCAUUGUGUGAAAUUAAAGACAUUCAAUUCAGUCUAA
Equus quagga is the source of this 9991-nucleotide messenger RNA. It is a transcript of the gene SETBP1, whose product is annotated as SET binding protein 1. The record is from RefSeq and is a predicted model, not a curated record. Gene Ontology annotation, molecular function: DNA binding. NCBI's taxonomy places the organism in Eukaryota, Metazoa, Chordata, Mammalia, Perissodactyla, Equidae. The transcript has 7 exons. Bases 371 to 5221 code for a protein of 1616 amino acids.